This is a messenger RNA of Anisakis simplex (herring worm), 390 nucleotides long. The record is from the annotation of a GenBank genome assembly. Lineage: Eukaryota; Metazoa; Nematoda; Chromadorea; Rhabditida; Anisakidae.
AUGAGAGGGUUCGGAGAAAGAAAGGAAAGGGAGGGAUUGAGGGUGGGAGGGGAGGAGGUGUCAGAGAAGCAAACUGCACUGAAUAAAUGGAACCCGAAAGCGGAUUUAGCUGAGCUCAGUGUCGUGUCGAAUUGGUCUCACGAAGGCGACGAAGGCAACAUGCGUGAGGUGAUCUCGAUUCAUAUUGGACAGGCAGGUGUUCAGAUUGGCAAUGCCUGCUGGGAGUUGUACUGUCUUGAGCAUGGCAUUCAGCCCGAUGGUCAAAUGCCCUCAGACAAGAGUGUUGGUGGGGGUGAUGACUCCUUCACAACAUUCUUCUCGGAGACUGGAUCUGGUCGUCACGUGCCUCGCGCUGUUAUGAUCGAUCUUGAACCUACCGUCAUCGGUUAG